Messenger RNA from Rhopalosiphum padi (bird cherry-oat aphid), 4459 nucleotides. Its product is annotated as zinc finger protein Xfin-like. Bases 264 to 3857 code for a protein of 1197 amino acids. The record is from RefSeq and is a predicted model, not a curated record. Lineage: Eukaryota; Metazoa; Arthropoda; Insecta; Hemiptera; Aphididae. Gene Ontology annotation, biological process: regulation of cytokine production; negative regulation of transcription by RNA polymerase II; regulation of immune system process. The transcript is spliced from 2 exons.
UAAAAAAAGUUGUAUUUGUUUUAAUAUUUUACAAAAGUACUUAUUGAUUAAUUGUUGACAAAAUAAUGCUAGUAUUUUGUUUGUUUCUUUUUUUUAAACAAAAAUAAUAAUAAAAUGCUCAAUAUUACUUAUUUUUGGCCACCAAUAUUGUCCUCCGUAGUAUUAGAAAUGUUUUCCUAGUGAAAUCAAUCAGCUAUCAGAUUCAAGUUUUUGAAUAAAGAGGAUCAAUUCGGUGGUCAAAAUAAAUACUGCUUACAAACAAAAUGACAGAACACCUAGCAAAAACAUCAGUGGUUGAAAAUGUAUCUUAUCAAAAUGCAAUUAAGUCCAGACAUAUUGAAAUGGAUAAAACUGAAAUAGAAACUAAUUUUCCAGUAGAAUAUAUAUGCUAUAAAUGUAAUACUGUAUUCUACAAACGAACACACAUAGAGAAACAUCUAAAAUUAUCAUUUUGUGAUGGGAAAUGUUUAGAUACUGAUAAAGUAGUUCCUAUAAUCAAGAAAUUACCAGGUUUAUUAAAAAAUGAAUCUCAUUUUCAAUAUAAACAUCACCAAUGUGAACUUUGUUCAAAAUCUUUUACAAACAAGAAAAAAUUAAUUCAACAUAUUCAGACACAUAGUGGGGUAAAACCAUUUCGUUGUGAAACUUGCUAUAGAGGUUUUUCUAAUUCUUACAGUUUGAAAAGUCAUGAAAAAACUCAUACUGGCGUAAAACCUUAUAGAUGUGAUAUUUGUCAAAAAGCCUUUUCUCAUUCACAUAUUUUAAUAAACCAUAAAAGAACUCACUCCGGAGAGAAACCAUUUAAAUGUGAAUUUUGUCAAAAAUGUUUUGCUACAUCUGGAACGUUAGUGGCACAUACACGUACACAUACUGGUGAACAGCCAUAUAAAUGUGAUAUAUGUCAAAAAAUGUUCUCCUUAUCAAGCAGUUUAAAUGCUCACAAAAGAACACAUACAGGUGACAAACCUCACAAAUGUAUUUUUUGUUCAAAAGCUUUUGUAAAGAGUGGUGACUUAGAGCGGCAUUUGCGAACUCAUACAGGUGUAAAACCGUUUCAUUGCGAUUUGUGCGAUAAAUCUUUUACACAGUCGUCUGGCUUGAUCAUUCAUAAAAGAAACCACACUGGCGAAAGACCAUUUGCAUGCGAUACAUGCGACCGGUCAUUUACCAAUUCAGCUAGUUUAAUAGCACAUAAGCGAACUCAUACAGGAGAAAUACCUCAUAUGCCUCUACAUGUCCUAAAUGUUCAACAGAUUUCUAAUACUCAAAACACUAUGCAGAAAAAUAUUUUUUCAGAAAUACCUACAACAAUUACAACAGGUUUAUGGGACACUAGUGUUCCAACACCAUCAGUUGGAGAUUUUAGUUACAGUUGGUCAAAUUGGUUUCAAAGUGAAACGGAUCCUAAUAACACUAAAGAUCCAAUUCAAUGUCCGAAUGAACUUUCGGUACCAUUUAUGCAGCCCGUGUAUAAUGGGAGAGAAAACAUUAGUAGUAUGAAUACAAUAAACAGUGUAAGUAUUUCAUUGGAGAAUAAUGUUGUACCCAUCAAAAGACCCGAAGGCCGGUGGUUAGAUUGUGAUGUAUGCCAUAAGACUUUUCCUUAUUCAUCUAGACAUAAAUUGAUUGAACACCAACGGACACAUACCCGUGAAAAACCAUUUAAAUGCUACAUAUGUCAAAAAUCAUUUUCUUUAUCUAGUACUUUGAUUGUGCACAAAAGAAUGCAUACGGGAGAAAGGCCAUUUAAAUGUGAUUUAUGUCCAAAAGCAUUUGCCCAAAAAUCAAAGCUAAAUAUACAUAAAAGAAUUCACACUGGUGUAAAACCAUUUCAUUGUAAUUUAUGUCAAAAAACAUUUGCCCAUUCUUCAAAUUUGUCAGACCAUAAGAAAACCCACACCCAAGAAAGACCGUAUAAAUGCGAUAUUUGCCACAAGUUGUUCACGCUGGCUAACAGUUUACGGAAACAUAAAAUAUUACACUCCGGUUACAAACCAUAUGUAUGUGAAGUCUGCCAAAAAGCAUUUGCCAAAAAAGCUAGUUUAGAUCGUCACAAGGGUACACAUGAUGGUGUACCGCAAUGGACAAAACCAUUUACAAACGGCCUUAAAGAAAAGCGAAUGAAUAACAUUGAUAAGCCUUUUAAAUGUCAUAUUUGUUUUAAGUCGUUUGCUAGUGUAAAUGGAAUGACUAGACAUACAGCUAAACAUAAUGGACAAGAUCAAUUUCUAUGUGAAAUUUGUAACAAGACUUUCACGGGUUUGUCAGUACUAGCCAGACACAAACGAAUACACACAGGUGAAAAACCAUUUCAGUGUGACUAUUGUCCUAAGGCUUUCGCUUAUUCAUCAAUACUAGUAUCUCACCGACGCACUCAUACUGGAGAAAAACCUUACCAGUGUGAUCUUUGUCCCAAAGCGUACACUCAAUCCUCUAGUUUAAUAGUUCAUAAGCGAACACAUUGGAACAAUCAUCAGCCAAUUAACUCAAUCGAACAUCCAACGACUGAACCACUAGCUCAACCAGGGACGACAAAUCAAUACGAAUUACCAAAUACAUCGGAGGCCGAUGACUACACUGACAAUUGGUCGGGCUGGUAUCCUAGCGAGCCUGAUAUAUCUCUUGUCACAAAUGAACUAGCCACCGAAGAGCCGCCUAUACAAAACACAGUAGCUCACUUUCCCGCUCAAACCGUAACCAACAACCAAAAUGAGAAAAUAGACAUAAACAUGUUGCCGCAAAAAUUCAAGUGCGCCAAGUGCAAAGAAGCUUAUGACGAGAGCUUUAUGUUAUUGAAACACAUUAGAGAAGUGCACAGGUCUAGCGCAGUCAAAGUGAAAAAGACGUCCGCGUUAAAAAGCAACGACGUGGUCAAGCAGAAAAAGAAACGUGGCGAACGUCAACGACUGGAAUGCGAUAUUUGCCAACGGCCGUUCAACGACUCGUACAAACUGAAAGUGCACCGGAGAACACAUACUCGGGAGAAGCCGUUCAAAUGUGACACGUGUGACAAGUCGUUCAUCGACUCGUGCAACCUCAAGGAACACCAGAAGGUGCACACCGGCGAGAAGCUAUUCGAGUGCGACAUAUGUCAGAAGACGUUUUUGCAGCUGGGCACGUUGACAACGCACCGACGCACGCACACUGGCGAAAAGCCGUACACCUGUGACGUGUGCCACAUGACUUUCGCGUUGCUCAGUAGCAUGAAGACGCACAAGCGGCGGGCACACACCGGUGAGAAGCCGCAUAAGUGCGAUUUCUGCCAAAAGGCGUUCGUCAAGCGCAACGACAUGGUCCGUCACCGGAGGACGCACACGGGCGAACGGCCGUUCGUGUGCGACAUUUGCUGUCAGUCGUUCACCCAAUCGUACGUGCUGGUACUUCACAAGAGAAACCAUCAUUCGGGCGAUGGGGCCGGGGCCGGGGCGAACAAGCGCCCGAUCGCGCCGCCCCGAGACAAACCGUUCAAGUGCGGCGCCUGCCACAAAUCGUUCGCCAGCCAGUCGACGUUGAACACGCACAACCGAACGCACACGGGCGAGAAACCAUACCAUUGCGGCGAGUGCAGCAAAUCGUUCACGCAAUCGUCGGGCCUCGUGGCCCAUAAGGCCGCACACCACGCGGCGGACAAGUCGUUCGGACACGCGUACGCGCCCGACACCAGCAGUAGCGGACCUCAGUACGCCGCGGUUCCGGACGUCCACCUCCACAGGAUACCUCAGUACGCGGGCGACAGGCCGUGCGAGUGUGCCGUGUGCCAGUCGUCGUUUGGCCAGCCCAUUACCGUCAUGAACGAGCACUUCAACCAACCAGUCGUCGCCACUGUGAUGUCUGACAGCAACUUGUAUUACGGUUAGGAUCCAUUUCACACGGCUAUAUGGCCCGAUCCGGCGAGAGUACCCGGGAUGAUAUUAUAUAUAUCAGCUACAGAUUUCGGUCGACACUUUUGAAAAUAAAAUAUGUUAACCAAGUACAUGUGAAACGAGUCUUGCUGGGGGGGGGGCGAAUAUUGAAGUAUAAGAUAUCUGUAGUCACGAGGCGCAGCGGCCGAGCUUGUGUGUGUGGUGUCUUAGUAAAACAGAUGAGUUUUUCAAUACUUAUUACAUUAUUAUUUAUUUUCAUAACUGCCAUCAGAUCAUGUUUAAAAUUAGAAUAAGUUAUUUUAAAAAAAUAAUACGAUGAUAAAGAGACCGUUUUAGAAUCGAAGACUGUAUUUUAAAGAAUUAACGUAAUUUUCUCUCAUGUAUAUUGUUCACAAAUCUUAUUUAUUUUAUAAUAUAUAUCUUUUUAUACAUAUUAUGUUAUCAUAAUAUUAUACUGAUAUACCCAGUUAUAGCAUAUGAUAUAAUAUAUAUGUACCUUUAUAUUUUAUAUACCUUCAUUGUACACUAUACUCAUAAUAUAUUUAAAAUGUUUUUUACAAAUAAAUUUAAUAAAUAUAUAUUAUAUUUAUAUAUUA